AUGGCCAAGGACGCCAAAUUACUGGAGGGCGGGCUGACCGAGCGGAGUGACGCCCCUUUAAACCCGAAAGGCGGUGUCAAAAAGUCUCAGAAAAAGAAGUCACUGGGGCAGAAGAUUGGGGACAGUAUUUAUGGGCUGGUGCCGAUUUUGUACUGGUUGCCAAGGUAUAAGUGGAAAGAAUGGAUCCACGGCGAUGUGAUCGCAGGAUUAACUGUUGGUAUUAUGCAUGUACCACAAGGAAUGGCCUACGCUUCUUUGGCGUCCGUGCCACCAGUGGUCGGCAUGUAUUCUUCAUUUUUCACCUCAUUUGUAUAUAUGUUCUUUGGAACGGCUCGUCAUAUAUCUAUUGGUGUGUUUGCCGUGGCCUCAAUGAUGGUGGGUGCCUGUCGACUCCGUUUUGUACCUCAUCUUGAUGAAUUUGGUAAUCGCAUCAACGGGUCCGAGACUGGGCCUUUCGGCGAUUUGGGACCGGUGGAAUUGACGAGCACUUUGGCUUUAGCUGUUGGAAUUGCACAACUAGCAAUGGGAAUCUUCCGACUCGGUUUUUUAACAACCUACCUCUCCGAUCCGCUGGUCUCCGGUUUCACCACAGGAUCCGCCGCGCACGUCUUCAUGUCGCAACUCAACAAAGUCUUCGGGGUCAAACUGCCUCGGCAUGAGGGCAUUGGUAUGCUCGUCUUUAUGAUGCGUGACAUUGUGUUGUCCCUCGGUAAGACGAACCUGGUGGUACUUGGCGUAUCCGUCUUCGGACUUGUAUUCUUGCACCUCGGACGUGAAUAUGUUAACCCAAGGGUGAAGAAGGUGUCCAAGAUUCCAGUCCCGCUAGAGUUAAUUCUGGUGAUAAUCGGUGUUAUCGUAUCCUGGAGCUUGGGUCUUGCUGACAAUUAUGAUGUGAAGAUUGUAAACAAGAUUCCAAGAGGUUUCCCACCGCCAAAGUUGCCCCGCUUCGACAUCGUUCCCGCUCUAAUGAAAGACGCUAUUCCGACAGCCAUCGUCUGUUACAUGUUUGUGGUAUCCAUGGGGAAGCUGUUCGCCAAGAAGCACAAAUAUACAAUUGAUUCUACACAGGAAUUCAUUGCAACGGGUCUGAUGUCAACUCUAUCUUCAUUUUUCCCAGUAUACCCAGUUGGUGCAUCAUUGUCCCGCUCGGCAGUGUGCGAAAUGUCUGGAGCUCAUACUAUGCUCUACGUCGUCUUCUCGUCUUCUCUGCUAUUAACCGUGAUUUUAUUCCUCGGUCCAUUCUUGGAACCCCUACCAAUGUGCAUUCUUGCCUGCAUUGUCAUCAUCUCACUGAAAAGCCUUUUCGAACAGGCAAAAAUUCUGCCUUAUCUGUGGAAAGUGUCCCGGCUCGACUUUGCCGUGUGGCUAGUCUCCUGCCUGGCUACCGUAUUCACUGAUGUCACCACCGGACUUAUCAUAUCGAUUGUCUUCACUUUGCUGACAGUGGUCUUUAGAGAGCAAUGGCCUCGUGAUGAGACCAGCCAAGCCUUACUUGAGACGGGAAAACAAGAGGAUACCCCAGAGACACUUGGCCAAGUCCCCGACGACAUUGCUGUCUAUCGUUUUGAAUGCCCUCUUCACUUUGUCAACGUUGUCCGCUUCACCGACAAGCUCACCGAGCUUAUCGAAGAUGAAGAUGUGAACGCCGUGGUGGUUGACUGCUCUGCUAUGGCUUAUACCGACUCCAUGGGACUAGACGCUUUCAAAGACGGCUACCAGGAUGCCAAGAAGAUCAACAAGCCGGUGUACUAUGCAGGACUUAAUGGCUCAAUCCACGCGAUUCUGAAAAGUGUCGAUUUCUACUCAAAGGUGCCUGAAGCCCAAUUCACCUCUUCCAUCUCUGAAGCCGUCCACAAAAUCGUAUCCAAACGGGUCCUCGUAUCU
Molecule: messenger RNA, 1884 nt
Organism: Mesorhabditis spiculigera
Lineage: Eukaryota; Metazoa; Nematoda; Chromadorea; Rhabditida; Rhabditidae
Source: the annotation of a GenBank genome assembly